AUACUAACAUCAACAAAAAUGUCGGUAAAAUUACUAGUUUGUGUCAUAAUGGCAAUAAUAUCAAGUACACUAGCCGCAGAUACGGAACCUUCAAGUCUAUUGAAAAAUGUCAUACCUACGAUUAUGCAAAAAUACUAUAAUUUGGCACCUACCCAGACCGGUUACCAUUUAAUUAUAGAAAAUCCUAAUGGCAGUAUACGUGAAGAAAUGCAAAUGAUUUUGAAUCCAGGUACACCCGAACAGGAAACCGUUGUUAUGGGCAUGUAUACGGUAUAUGAUGAUAAAACGGAUACUGAAACUGUAACUAUGUAUACGGCAGAUAAAAAUGGUUAUAGACCACGUAUAACAAUGAAGCGUAAAGUAAGAUCUGCCAAUCUAAAUAAAUCAUUAAUAUCAAGAUAAUUUGUUUUAAUUAUUAUUUUUGUUCGAAAAUAAAUUUCAAAUAUUGUUGAUUUUUUCUUAAUGCCAAGAGGAACUUGUUUUGUAUCUAAGAGAAGGGAAUUUUAUAUAUGUACAUAUCUAACUUUAAAGUGUUUUUGCCGGAGAUCUUUUUUAACGCCCUCCAAGAAGUGAU
Molecule: messenger RNA, 574 nt
Organism: Lucilia cuprina (Australian sheep blowfly)
Lineage: Eukaryota; Metazoa; Arthropoda; Insecta; Diptera; Calliphoridae
Product: endocuticle structural glycoprotein SgAbd-9-like
Exons: 2
Coding region: 19-402 (127 amino acids)
Source: RefSeq, a predicted model, not a curated record